This is a messenger RNA of Engraulis encrasicolus (European anchovy), 5938 nucleotides long. Its product is annotated as FERM and PDZ domain-containing protein 4-like. NCBI's taxonomy places the organism in Eukaryota, Metazoa, Chordata, Actinopteri, Clupeiformes, Engraulidae. Gene Ontology annotation, cellular component: cytoskeleton. The coding region runs from base 5 to 5917 and encodes 1970 amino acids. Gene Ontology annotation, molecular function: protein binding. The record is from RefSeq and is a predicted model, not a curated record. The transcript has 14 exons.
UCACAUGUCCCAGAGUAUGUCUCUGGAGGAGGUUCCUCUGGACGGGGGGCAGCUGCUGGCCCCGACCCCGCGGAGGGUGGAGAUGCGUAGGGACCCCGUGCUCGGCUUCGGCUUUGUGGCUGGCAGUGAGAAGCCUGUCGUGGUCCGCUCCGUUACCCCAGGAGGUCCUUCCGAGGGAAAGCUCAUUCCGGGAGAUGAGAUCAUCAUGAUCAACGAUGAGCCGGUGGCCUCUGCACCCAGAGAGAGAGUCAUCGACCUUGUCAGGAGCUGCAAGGAGUCGAUUAUGCUGACAGUAGUACAACCCUAUCCGUCUCCGAAAUCAGCAUUUAUCAGUGCAGCCAAAAAGGCCAAAUUGAAAUCCAACCCUGUGAAAGUGCGCUUUGCUGAAGAGGUCAUAAUAAAUGGACAAGUUCCGGACUCUGUGAAGGACAACUCGCUGCUGUUCAUGCCUAACGUCCUGAAGGUUUACCUGGAGAAUGGACAGACCAAGUCCUUUCGCUUUGACAUGACCACCUCGGUCAAGGAUGUAAUUAUGACCCUCCAGGAGAAGCUGUCCAUCAAGUGUAUAGAGCACUUCUCCCUCACGCUGGAGCAGAGGGGGGACCAGCGGGGAGAGCCACCCGGCAAGGCCCUUCUGCUGCUACACGAACAGGAGAUGCUAACUCAGGUUACGCAAAGGCCGGGGUCACACAAGAUGAAGUGUUUUUUCAGAAUCAGCUUUGUCCCAAAGGAUCCAGUCGACCUUCUCAGGAGAGACGCAGUGGCUUUUGAAUACCUCUACGUGCAGUGUUGCAAUGACGUCGUUCUCGAGCGGUUUGGCCCGGAGCUGAAGUAUGAUGCAGCCCUGCGACUCGGAGCUCUGCAGAUGUACAUCCUCACCAUGAUGACCAGGCAGACCCAGAAGGUCUCUCUCAAGUACAUCCAAAAAGAGUGGGGCUUUGCACUGUUCCUUCCCCCGUCUGUGCUGUCUCACAUGAAGGAGAAAAAUGUCAAGAAGGCUCUCACUCACAUCCUGAAGACCAACCAGAACCUAGUGCCUCCGGGAAAGAAGAUGACGGUACUGCAGGCAAAGGUGUACUAUCUGAAGUACCUCAGUGAGCUGAGGUUGUAUGGUGGACGAAUAUUCAAAUCUAUUCUCCUGCAAAAUGAGAAACAGACAGACGUCAUCCUGUUGGUGGGGCCCAGAUAUGGCAUCAGCCAUGUCAUCAACGUCAAGACCAACCUGGUGGCUCUGCUAGCGGACUUCAGUCACGUGAAUCGCAUCGAGAUACUUACAGAGGACGAGACCAACGUCAGGGUGGAACUGCAUGUCCUGGACGUCAAGCCUAUCACCCUGGUGAUGGAGUCGAGCGACGCCAUGAAUCUGGCCUGUAUGACGGCAGGCUACUUCCGACUGCUGGUGGACUCCAGGCGCUCCAUAUUCAACAUGGCCCACAGCAACAGCAUGGCAGACAUGGACAACCAAGACAGAGGAAUAGAGUGGCCGUACAGCUCAGGCUUCGGAGACCUCGAGGACCCAACUGCCCAGGGCUGCCCUGGCCAAACCUACCCCAGAGACUCUGAGUCCGAGUACCCAGAGGUCCACGCCGAGGAAAACAACCUUGGCUCUCCGUUCCGCGUUGACAUCGUACGACCACCCAUGGCCGGUGGCGAGAGGCCCUCGAGCGGAAGAAGGAGCCCCAUACCGCCUCCUCUGCCCCCACCACGCCAACGCCCCCACGACUCACCCCGAAACACCAAAGUCUCGUUCAUCUUCAGCGAGCCCCCACCGGAGACGGUGAGCCCCCAGAAUCUGGGCUACCAGCGGCUAAUGUCGGACGAGAGUCCUGGCGACGAGGCAACGCGGUCUGCGUUCCUCCCCGGCGGCGCGGGCGGCCUGCGGGUUCCGGACGCCAUGCCGUUUGGCAAGAACGUGGUGUACAGCAACAUUGGCGAGGGCAGGAUGAUGUUCGCGGAUGCCGAAGGAGGCCCGGAGGAGCCUCUGCUGCGACACCUCUGCUACCCCGAGACGCCCGACGACGUGGAGGACGAGGACGAAGGCAGCGGCGAGGAAGACUCCAUCGUCACCAGCGGCGACGGAGAGGAGGUCGGGGACUCGGGAGGAGGAGGGGCGCAGGGGCCCCCAUCGCCCGUCCCCAAGCCCACCUUUCUGUCACUCUCGGGCUCCAGCGAUGACAUCAUCGACCUGACGUCGCUGCCGCCACCCGAGGGGGAGGACACGGAGGAGAGUGACGCGCUGCUGACAACCCUGAACAUGGCCAUCGCUGCGCCACCUCCCGGCUUCAGGGACAGCUCCGAUGAGGAGGGCACGGAUGGGAACGGGAAUGGGAACGGCAAGGUCCAGGCGCAGGCCUCCUGUGACAAUGACGGCAUCCCGGUGUCAUUGAUCGAUGCGGUGCCCACGCGCGGGGAAGCCAGCAGCAGCAGCAGUGGGGACAAGAGGCUGGACCGUGCAGUGGUCACCACGCUGCAGGCACUGGAGGCGCUGGCAGUGGCAGAGGAGCCAGCAAGGCCACCACGGCCCAACAGCACUCCAGGAAGCACUCUCUCUCGGACGUUUAGCCCAGCGUCCUCGUCAGAUUCGGGAAACGAGACCAACUCCUCGGAGAUGACGGAGAGCUCAGAGCUGGCCGCCGCCCACAAGCUCUCAGAGGCUCACAUGCGCCUCCUGGUGGCCACCACCGAGGGCUACCAGCCGUUGCUGGAGGAGAAGACAGAGUUCCCUGUCUCGCCAUGCCCGCGAGCACCCAUCCCGAAGCCACCGCGCCAAGCAAGCCCGCGCCACAGGCAGGUCGAGCCCCAGUCCCAGUCCCAGCCCCAGCCUGCUUCCGGAGCGGUACCUUCUCCUCAGCAGCAGACGCUCCCUUCGGGCGGGAUCGAGAUGGAGCCCGAGGCCAUGGAGGACAAGUCCCUGACCGACUACAUGGCGAGAGGGCACUCGAGCACGCUCGUGCUUAAUUCCUACCAUGGCAAACGUCCGAGCUCCGGGAGACACCACAAGAAAGGAGGGUACGACCCCAACACGGGGAAAUACAACACCUUCACGGCGAGGGACAGCCGAAGGAGGGGCCAGUUCGACGUGGAGCGCACCUCGUUCUGUGAAAUGAUCCAGAGGCGUGCGCCAUUGCCUGAGGAGGGAAUGAUGUCCAGCCAGAGACACAGUAUGCUAAGCAUCCCCCACCUGGAUCGUAUGGGCUCCAACGAGAUCCGAGACGAUGGCAGUGUGUCAGACAACAGCAGCGUGAUAGACAACCUACCGAGCGCUCCACAACCGUCGCCGGCCCAUAAGCCCUACCAGGUGGACUUUGGCGUAGGGGGGGAGGACCAACAGCACGGUGGGCAGUCGGCAGGAGUAGGGGGAAGGCCCGGGGUGGCGCGGCUGUGCGAGUACCACCUGGCGAAGCGGAUCUCAUCGCUGCAGUGCGAGGCCCAGCUCAACUCCCUGCAGAGCUCCCAGUGUUCGUCUCUUGACGUGGGCGGCAGCUCGGGGAGCAGUGCCUGUGCCACGCCCACCGACUCCCCACUCUCCGCCGCCCCCGACGGGAAACACAUGACCCUGUCAGAGUCGGCAUCGUCGCUGGUCCACUGCCUGCCGGGACAGCUCCCGUCGAGCUCGCACCCGCACGCCGACCCGGCCCUGCUGCGCAAGAUGCUGCCCAACAUCCAUCCACCCGCCUCCGGCUCUGACCCAGCCCUCAGCGGGUCUCGCGAGGGCGGCCCCAGUCCCGCUUCCGGUACCGGCAGUUCGCGGAACUCCAAGAUCAAAGAGACCACAGGUAUAGUUCGCAGGAGUAACCUUUUCAGUGAUCUGCAUGCAAAACCGGGCUGUGUUAAAAACCUAAACACCAAGGAGGGCAGUGAGGCCUAUAGGCAGCUGAUAAACUACCUGACCGUCAGCCAGAUGCACCAGGGGGGAAAGUUGCAGAGCACGGGCCAGGGGGGAGGAGGAGGAGGAGGAGGAGGCAGGAAGGACAGAAGGCACUUAGUGAAUAACCCACUGCUGCUCGACAUGGCUAGGGGUAAGGGGAACACGAUCGCCCGAUGUCCUUGCAUGUCACCCUCACCCUUGCCUUUCGUGAGCCCCAACCUAUCACACCCCAAUCUGGCCCCGAUUGCAGCACCACCACAGCACGGCGCCAAAACAGCACCUCGGUUGUAUCACUCUGCCACUCUGCCUGCUAAGCUGAAGAGGAGUCCUGAUAUGCAUGCUCAGAGACCCAGUGACCCAUGUGUUGAUGUGAUGAUGACAAGCCAUGCAGGUGUUGGUGUUGGGGGCCGCCACCCGCGGAGGAGCUCCUUCUCCGGCCUGGAGGGCGAGUUGGUACUUGCGCGAGGCAUGGACCCUGAGCGGCUCCUGUCUCUGGCUCAGAGGGACGGUGUCCGCGAGGGGGUGCCUUGCCGGUCAGCUUCGUCCAGGUCCCGUGGCGGUGGUGGUGUUGGCAGUGGUGGUGGUGUUGCUGACGACUGCUCGAGGCCUGACGUCUGGAGGACGAAGCAUGCGGUCCACCAGGCCCCUAAUGAUUCUCUGUGUUUCUCUGCCACCCCCAGUGUAGCUCACUCUGAGCAGCAGCUCGUGGUGACAGGAGCGGGAGACUUCCAGCCUCCUCUUUACCCCCGGCAAGCCAAAACCUCUUCCUCCUCCUCUUGCACCUCCCCGGUGCCUCCCCCUCCCCCGUCACCACCCCCUCCACAUCCAGCACCGCCACCCCCGCAAAGGAACCUCAAUGUCCAUUCCCCCGUGCCACCACCAAGACAGGAAUCGCCCAAUCCCCUCAGACAGAACCACAUGCAGGGGCAGGUGCCCUUGCUCUACCAGUGUGCCGACUUGUCCUCCACCAACAGUCUACGGCGGAGCCGCGAACUCAGGCGGAGCUCGAGCAACAUGACCGCAGGCUCGGGGAGCGUCGAGGUCCUCUUCGACCGGUCCCGUGGCUCCUCGGCAACCAGGUGCUCCAACUCCAACCAGGUGGCCAUCCAGCCAACUGACACGAAGCAGCGACGUCCCACCAAGAAGAGGUUAUCCAAGAGCUACUCCCAGGGUUCCAUGUCCUCGCAAACCACCUGCUGGUCAAGGGACAGCCGCCGAGCCUCCGUCAUGCUGCCCUUGCAGAAGGAUGGCAAGCACAUGAAGGGUUCCCAGAAGCUGGACACCAGCCCCUGGAGAUGUCAUGGGCCUUUCAGCUACUGCUUCUUUAAGAGGAAAAGCCAGACGGAAGAGGAAGACACGGAUGGAGACGGAUGCUCCGGAAGAUGCCAGGGGGAUCUGCAAGCAGCAGCCACCGCUGCAGCAGGGCUGUCACAAUUCAACCACCCCAACCCUGCUCUCGACACCCAAGGAGACCAGCUCUACGGCGAGGUCCUCAACAACAUGAGCUUCGGCGACCGCCUGGCCCGCAUCAAUGCCCUCAAGGAUCGCAUGUACUCCUACCCGGCCGGCUUUGCCGACGUGCGCCGUGACGCCAGCGAGCUCAUCGCGCUGGUGCGCUCCAGCGUCGGACGCGGCGACCGUGGCGUCCCACCACUCCAGACCCAAGAGCUGGCCCAGUACAAGCACCUGCUGUCCAUCGAGUCCAAGGAGCUGGGCCGCGCCUGCCGCCGCAUGGCCCAAGCCCACGGCAGCCCCGAGGAGAUGCUGCUGGCCGUCACCUGCAGCUUCCAGGUGCUGUGCUGCCUGUCGGAGGCCUGCAUGUGCCUGGUACGCGGGCUGGGGGCCGCGGCGGCACAGCAACAGCGCGAGGUGGUGGCCAAGGUGGACGAAGUGGUCAUGAACUAUAUAUGUCUGCUGCGUGCCGCCGAGGCCGCCUCCGGUUGCUCACCGGGAGACCACAGCAUCAAGGCGCUGGCUCGACACUCCAGCACCAUGUCUGCCAUUGCCAACACCCUUACUCGCUCGCUGAAGACGCUGCUUAGUAAAUAAGAGGGGUUUUUUUUUGAAGAA